AUGGCGCUGAACGAAGCUGUGGAUGCGUACUUUCCCGGCUACACGCAACGUGUGCUUGAGCUUGCACCAACUCUUGGUGGCCUGGAGUCGUACCUCCGUUCUGCCGUCUUCUGUCUCCCCGGUCGCUUCUCCUCCUCGGAGCUCCUCCUCCAAUCUCUGACGACUGUCCUCGACGUGACGGCUCUUCUCCACGAUGCCCUCAUCACAUCGCUCGCCCACACGACACUGCCUCUUCCGACUGGCAUCUCAACCUCGACGGCGUCAUUCUCGUCAUUGUCGUCUUCGUCAUCGUCGUCAUCGUCAUCUUCGGCGGCUAUGAUUGGUGCGGUGGUCGAGUUUGUCAAGUCGGCCGCGCCGGCGCCGUUGCCGCUGCCUUCAAUCGCACUGUUGCUCUCGGCGGUGAGGACGAUUCAGGUCUGGGUCGAAGUCCUGGCUACUCGCAAGUUUGGUCAGAGAGCUAGGUGGCUUGUUGUCCUGCUGGUGGAGGUGGCCAAGGCUCUGCUCAAGUUUUGGGCUCUGAUCAAGAGCCAGGCUGCGCUCCUCCCGCUCGCCAUUCCGCGUAUCAUCCGCGAUCCGGCGCUGCGGUCGGCGGCGGCAAAGGUGGAGGAGGCCGAGGCGGCGGACUCUGCGCGGGUGCGGGUCCGGCAGGUGUUCAAGGACUCGCCGGCGGCGUCGGCCGACUCGCCGGCCACGUUUUCGGCGCUGGUGGGCGAUGUGGCCCGAGUUUCGCCGGCCGCGCUCCUCAAGCGGCGGAAGCAGGCGUGGUCGUCUGCGUCGUCGCCGCUGCGGCGCGGCGCCGAGAGCGGGUCGCCGCGUCCGACGCCGCUGGCGCCCGCGCCGCGGACACCGCUCACGCCGCACCUCCUCGCAGGUGAGGUCCUCCAUGCCGUUGCGCCUGUUGCGUACGUGGGAGCCAUCCUCGCUGCCGGCCACUCGUCGUGGAAGCCGUGGACACUCUCGCUCGUUCUCGAGCUGGCAUCGAUCGGGCUCUCGUCGACCUGUGGCGGCGGGCAACGCAGCUGA
Thecamonas trahens ATCC 50062 is the source of this 1023-nucleotide messenger RNA. RefSeq names its product peroxisomal membrane protein PEX16. NCBI's taxonomy places the organism in Eukaryota, Apusomonadida, Apusomonadidae. The record is from RefSeq and is a predicted model, not a curated record. The coding region runs from base 1 to 1023 and encodes 340 amino acids. The transcript has 2 exons. Gene Ontology annotation, cellular component: peroxisomal membrane. Gene Ontology annotation, biological process: peroxisome organization.